AAAGCUUAGCAUCCCAGACAUCCAGCACCCUGCAAGCUGCUUUGGUCUACAUCCUACUUGUUUCUUUGGUGAACUAGGUUCAUAAAAACUUACAAAAAAGAUGUCUCAUCUUCUGAGCAGUAUUCUUACCAUUAUUGACGUUUACUACCAGUACACCAAUAAAGAUCAAGAUUGUAGCACAUUGUGCAAAAGGGAGUUGAAGGAACUUCUGGAAAAGGAGUUUCGACCAAUUUUGAAGAAUCCAGAUGAUCCUGACACUGUGGAAGUAUUCAUGCACAUGCUCGAUCGAGACCAUGACAGGAAAGUGGAUUUUAUUGAAUUUCUUCUGAUGAUAUUCAAACUGACUAUGGCCUGCAACCAGUCUAUUGGAAAAGAAUACUGCCAAGCUUCAGGGUCACAUAAAAAACAUUCUAGUCACCAUCACCAAGAAGAACAGAGUGAAAGUGAAGAGGAAGAAGAAGAUGACUCUAGUAAUUCAAGUCAGAGUGCAGGAGAAAAACCCAAAUCCCACACUGGGCAAUCAAAGAAGACCAGAAAAGUAAGGCACAGAUCCAAGUCCAGUUCUCCAGGAAAUGGGAAACUCAGUCACUCAUCGAGUCCAGGACAUAGUGACAUCCAUGAGAGAAAACACCACUCAUCGAGAUUAAGUCAUCCAAAAGGAAGUGAGAAAAAAAGAAACGGAUCCAGUUCAAGUGACCUGGAAGAAAAAAGACAUAAGUCAAAUAUUAGCCCCUCCAGGAAAUAUGGAGGAGAAGAACAUGAACUUGCCUCUGAGUGGUUAGUGAGUGAUGGAAGAAAAAGAUUUGCUUCUAGUUCCGGAGUCUUAUCCUGCAAGCUAAAGAGCAAAGGGCAGAAGUCUAAUACUAACCAGUCAGAAGAAUGUAGAGAACAAAGACAAAGAUACAAGUCUUGCCAAACAGGAAGCUAUAAACAAGCCUACAGUCAAUCAGAUGGCUGUGGAAGACAAAGAAGAUGUUCAGAAAACUGUGAGAGAAAAGGACAAAAGACAAGUGGUCAGUCACAAAAUUGUGGAGGACAAGAACAUUGGUCCUAUUCAUGUCAGUCUAGCUGUGGACAACAAAGGUCUGGCUCAGGGCAGUCCUCUAGCUGUGAACAACAAAGGUCUGGUUCAAAUCAGUCAUCUAACAGUAGCCAAUGUGGAACAGGCUCAGAUCAGUCAUCCAGCUGCAGACACCAAAGUUCUGGCUCACAUCAGUCCUCCAGCAGGAGCCAAUUUGGAUCAGGUUCAGGUCAAUCUUCCAGCUCUGGACAACAAAGGUCUGGUUCACAUCAGUCCUCCAGCAGUGGCCAAAGUGGGGCAGGAUCAGGUCAGUCCUCCAAAUAUGGGCAACAUGGGUCAAGCUCAAAUCAGUCCUCCAACAAAGGACAAGGUAGGUCAGGCACAGGUCAGUCCUCUACUUCUCAACAACAUGGGAAGGGAUCAGGUCAGUACUCCAGAUAUGACCAACAUGGAUCUGGGUCAAGUCAGUCCUCCAGUUAUGAGAAAUAUGGGUCUUACUCAGGUCAGUCUUCUACUUCACACCAUCAUGGGUCAGGAUCAGGAAAUUCCUCUACUUAUGGAAAGGGGAGAUCAGGUCAAGGACAGAAUAAUACUAACGCACAACAGGGAUCUGGGGAUUGUUAUUGCCCUUGCACUUGUACACAAGAAUCAGAUACUGGUGGUUACUCUGGCUCCAAUUAUCAGAGAGGAGACUCAGCUGGAAAUUUAGUGUCUGAGAACAAACAGAGAACUAGUAGAAAAGAACAGGACUCUGCACACUCAGCAUCUUAUCAACACCAGUCCACAGAUUCUAGGUCAAGAGGAAGAGAGGGAGUAGGAAACAGACAAGAACAGGACUCUUCCAGACAUAGAAGGUCUGGGGAAAGCCAGUCCGCAGACUCCAGGUCAAAGGAAAGAGAGGAAUCGGGUAGGAGGCAAGAACGUGAUUAUGCUAGGCAUGGAGUGACUACUCAAAGACAAUCCCCAGAAUCUGGCUCAAGGCAAAGAUCAACAAGUGGAAGACAAGAACAAGACUCGGGACACUCAGUGUCUGGUCAAAGACAAUCCACAGAUUCUAGGUCAAGGAGAAGACAGGGAGUAGACAGGAGACAAGAACAGGACACUUCCAGAAAUGGAAGGUCUGAGCAAAGACAAGACAUUGAUUCUAGAUCUAGGGAAAGAGACCAAUCAGGCAGGAGACAAGGACAUGACUCUUCCAGAGAAGAGGUAACUGAUCAAAGACAAUCCAGGGAUUCUACCUCAAGGCAAAGAUCAGGAAGUGAAAGACAGGAACAAGACUCUGGACACUCAGUGUCUGGUCAACGGGAAUCCACAGAUUCUAGGUCAAGGAGAAGACAGGAAGUAGGCAGCAGACAAGAAAAGGACUCUUCCAGACAUGGAAGGUCUGGCAAAAGCCAAUCCUCUGACUCUAGGUCAAAGGAAAGGGAGGAAUCAGGCAAGAGGCAAGAACGUGGCUCUUCUAGGCAUGGAGGGUCUAGUCAAAGACAAUCCACUGAUUCCACCUCAAGACAGAGAUCAGGAAGUGAAAGACAGGGACAAGAUUCUGGACAGUCAGUGUCUGGUCAACGGGAAUCCAUAGAUUCUAGGUCAACGAGAAGACAGGGAAUUGGCAGCAGACAAGAACAGGACUCUUCUAGACAUGGAAGGUGUGGGCAAAGACAAGACAGUGAUUCUAGCUCUAGCGAAAUAGGGGAAUCAGGCAGGAGCGAAGUGCAUGACUCUUCCCGAAAGGGAGUAUCUGGUCAAAAACAAUCCAGGGAUUCUACCUCAAGAAAAAGAUCAGGAAGUGGAAGACAGGAACAAGACUCUGGACACUCAGUGUCUGGUCAAAGACAAUCCACAGAUUCUAGGUCAAGGGAAAGACAGGGAAUAGGCAGCAGAAAAGAACAGGACUCUUCCAGACAUGGAAGGUCUGGGCAAAGACAAGACAGUGAUUCUAGCUCUAGGGAAAUAGAGGAAUCAGGCAGGAGCCAAGUGCAUGGCUCUUCCAGAAAGGGAGUAUCUGGUCAAAGACAAUCCAGGGAUUCCACCUCAAGACAGAGAUUAGGAAGUGAAAGACAGGAACAAGAGUCUGGACAGUCAGUGUCUGGUCAACGGGAAUCCAUAGAUUCUAGGUCAACGAGAAGACAGGGAAUUGGCAGCAGACAAGAACAGGACUCUUCUAGACAUGGAAGGUCUGGCAAAAGCCAAUCCUCAGACUCUAGGUCAAGUGAAAGAGAAGAAUCAGGCAGGAGGCAAGAACGUGACUUUUCUAGGCAUGGAGUGUCCGGUCAAAGACAGUCCACAGAUUCUAAGUCAAGGGGAAGACAGGGAAUAGGCAGCAGAAAAGAACAGGACUCUUCAAGACAUGGAAGGUCUGGGCAAAGACAAGACAGUGAUUCUAGCUCUAGGGAAAGAGAGGAAUCAGGCAGGAGCCAAGUGCAUGACUCUUCCAGAAAGGGAGUGUCUGGUCAAAGACAAUCCAGGGAUUCUACCUCAAGACAAAGAUCAGGAAUUGAAAGACAGCAACAAGACUCUGGAAACUCAGUGUCUGGUCAAGGGGAAUCCACAGAUUCUACGGCAAGGAGAAAACAGGCAAUAAGCAGCAGAGAAGAACAGGAUUCUUCCAGACAUGGAAGGUCUGGCGAAAGCCAAUCCUCUGACUCUAGGUCAAGGGAAAGAGAGGAAUCUGGCAGGAGGCAAGAACGUGACUCUUCUAGGCAUGGAGUGUCUGGUCAAACACAAUCCAGGGAUUCUACCUCAAGACAAAGAUCAGGAAGUAGAAGACAGGAACAAGGCUCUGGACACUCAGUGUCUGGUCAAAGACAAUCCACAGAUUCUAGGUCAAGGGGAAGACAGGGAGCAGGCAGCAGACAAGAACAGAACUCUUCCCGCCAUGGCAGGUCUGGUGAAAGGCAAGUUAAUGAUUCCAGCACUGGGCACAGCCAUCGUUCCAAACUCGGACAAGAACGUGAUUCUUCUGAACAUUCACUGUCUCAUCAUACCCAAUCACAGCAUAGUACAAUAAAGAACCAGUCCAAUAACAGUCACAGAGUCUCUGAUUCUUCUAUAAAUCAUUCUGUGACUAGAAGGCUGCAAAGACAUGCUUCAGGUUCCCGAUGGAAACAUGGUAGCUAUGGCAGUGGACAAUAUGAUUAUGGGCAAACUGGCUUUGGACACUCUGGUGCUAAUCAUGUGACUCUCAAUCUUUUUCCUCUGCAUGGAUAUUCAUCCUUAACCUUUGAUUGUACUGAUUCUGACCACAGUACAGGAAAUCUUGUUUACUCCAUGAAACAUGAUGAACAAUUCGUUAAUAACAGAUCUUAUUCUAUGCCCCGAUGUCAAAUUUCAAGGUCUGAUUACUCUAGUGAAGAAGAAGCAAUAUCAGAGAAUAGAAAAUCAUUGUCCUCUCCUGAAGACUGUCGACUGUCAACAUCCAGCCACAGACCAUCAGAAUCCCGAACAAGGAUGGAAACAAGAGGAUCCAGCCCUGGGCAAUCUGGAAAUAGGCUAACAAGAAGUCCAGAAAGACAGGAAUCUAGUCAUUACCAAUCAGAAGAUGAUCCUACUGAGACUAGAAGAAGUUCAGAAUACAGUCAGAGACAAUCAGUGACAAUCCCUGAUCAGUCAGGUGACUCUCGGGAUCACUCUAGGUCCAGAACAAGUAGAAGGCAUGGAUCUAGUCCUUCCCAAUCAAGUGAUAGCCCUAAGCAUUCAGGUUCCAGGCAUAGACAAACAAGUCAUGUGCAAUACAGUGAUAGAUCUGGCCAUUCUGAAUCUGGGUAUGAUAACACAGGAUAUACUACACACAAUAAUCACAGAUCCAAUUCAAACCAAUCUGCUGAUAGUUCUGACCAGGCAGGAACAAGAGAACAUGGGCAUAGGAAUCCAUCAGGUAGUAGAAUUACAGAGGGGACUACGAGAAACCAGUCAGAAACUAACUCCAGUGUUCCAAGAGACAGUGAGAGGCAGAGUUCUCAGAGAUCAGAAGUCAUUGAUAUAAGGGAGAGAACCUACUCAGGCUCCUACUGUCCUUGUAGUAUCACUCCUCUCUAUGAGUACAUUCAGGAGCAAAGAUAUAACUACUAUUACUGAAAUGCCAGCAAAAAACUAAAUGAAAUAUUAAAUGAAUAUAUGUGAAAGAAGAAAUGAAAAGUCUCAACUAUACUAUUCUUCAGGAUACUUAUUUCUAGGAACAGGGCUGUGUUUUUUUUUUCUUUUCAACAAAAUUGUUCUGCCUCUUUGGUUUGGUAUUUUAGAUUUUUAUGAGGGUGCCACUGAAAUGAUAUAGCGUAUUUUAGUUCUUAGUGGUGAAUAAAAGAAUAAAAUUUGGGUGGCAAUAUUCAAUAUUAUUCAGAAGUUUAAUGUACUAACUAAAUACAACUCUCAAGUGAGAUUAUAUUUUUGAAGUUUUUUCAUAACAUUUAACUGACUACUAUAAAUGUGGAUAUUUCUCUCCAAGAAGUAACAAAAUCUGUCUCACCUGCCUAUUGUCAAAGAUAAAGCUGCAACUCAGCAUCAGGUGCCAUAUUUAGAACCAUGCAAUUAAGAAAGGAAAAGGAAACCAAGGUCAGGGAUAGAACUUCAGCAAUUUCUUUGAAUCCUGUAUCAUCCAAAUACAAUUCCUAUAUCAUUUUUAAUAAGAAAACUGAAAAUUAAUAUGAAAAACUGGUACUGUCUCUGUUUAUUUUUAGACCUGAGUCUUUGAUGAAUGAGGACUGAGCCAUUUUUUGUCCAAUGUUCCAAAAUCUAAACUCUAAUUUGAACUUAAAAAUAAAGAUGCUGUUCUGUAAUCUGUUCUAAGCUUAGGGAAUGGGGAAUGGAGGGGUUGUAGACUUCAAUUGUGAGUUCUGCAGAAUAACAUUUUUCUUUCUAAGUAAAAAAUAAAAUGCAAUUAAAAGGGGAGGGUGAAUAUAUUUGUUACUGCUAUGGGACCUAUAAUUGAUUGUAACAUGCUUGAGAUUAUUGAUUUUUCAGGGACAUUUGAUUCCAAAAUUAUAUUUAAUGAAAAUAAAAAAUUGAUGAUCAAAACCUA
Molecule: messenger RNA, 6035 nt
Organism: Sarcophilus harrisii (Tasmanian devil)
Lineage: Eukaryota; Metazoa; Chordata; Mammalia; Dasyuromorphia; Dasyuridae
Product: filaggrin-2-like
Exons: 10
Coding region: 101-5095 (1664 amino acids)
Molecular function (GO): calcium ion binding; transition metal ion binding
Source: RefSeq, a predicted model, not a curated record